Juglans regia (Persian walnut) is the source of this 288-nucleotide messenger RNA. RefSeq lists its product as uncharacterized. NCBI's taxonomy places the organism in Eukaryota, Viridiplantae, Streptophyta, Magnoliopsida, Fagales, Juglandaceae. The coding region runs from base 16 to 288 and encodes 90 amino acids. The transcript has 3 exons. The record is from RefSeq and is a predicted model, not a curated record. Gene Ontology annotation, biological process: protein ubiquitination. Gene Ontology annotation, molecular function: zinc ion binding; ubiquitin-protein transferase activity. Gene Ontology annotation, cellular component: membrane.
UUUGUUGAUGUGAUUAUGUUCUGUUUCUGCUUAAUUUUCAAAAAAAAAAAUUUUGUUUUUCAUUUUCAGUUUGCACACAGAGAUUGCAUACAAAGGUGGUGCAAUGAGAAGGGGAACACCACUUGCGAAAUAUGGUUCAAAUUUAUCUUAAGAAAGCAUGCAAAUUCCAAGAAGAGAGCAAGAGGCGACGAAUCCAGGAUUAGGGACAAUGAGCGAUUUACAGUCAUCUUGCUUGUGAGACAUUUCUUUGAUUUGCUUAAUGGUGGAACAGAAGAUUUACCAAAUUGA